This is a messenger RNA of Lepisosteus oculatus (spotted gar), 3071 nucleotides long. Its product is annotated as myeloid-associated differentiation marker-like protein 2. Gene Ontology annotation, cellular component: membrane. Lineage: Eukaryota; Metazoa; Chordata; Actinopteri; Semionotiformes; Lepisosteidae. The record is from RefSeq and is a predicted model, not a curated record.
CUGGUCUCAGCUGCAUUGCUGCUCUUAAAUAACUCUCCCCUGACAGUCUCGCCUGCUCAGAGAAAGGGAGAGAGAGAGAGACGUGUCUGUAACACAGAGGCUGGGAGUGGACCGAAUAUAUCUGACCGCAGCAGCAAGGACAAGGAUGGUACCGGGCCCUGGGGUCUGAAUAGGAAAGAGACACCGCCGCAGCAAGGAAAACCUGUUUCUGAUUAAGUCGACGCUGAGGUGGAUCCCUGGAGCCCUGCGCUGUGCAAAUCUGGAGCAUCGCAGCUACGGUUUGGCCAUCUUUACUGCGAAAACUCGGAAGACACAUAGCAUGGAACAAUAAUACAAGGCGGCUCAGACGGAGGGGGCCAGGCAUUCGUGUAGGCAAGUGAGGCUGUGCGGCUUUCUCCUCUCCGCCCUCACGUCAGCCCGCGAGCAGGAGGGCCUGGCAUGGAUCCGCAGGGGGGGCACUACCUGAACAUCUCCGCCGUGGCGUCCGCCGUUGGCGUGGCCCGCCUGUGCCAGUUGGCUCUGGGCUGCACCACUCUGAGCCUGGUGGCGCACCAGGCGGGCUACAGCGCCGCCUACGGGACCUUCUGCAUGUUCGUGUGGUGCUUCUGCUUCGCCGUGUCCGCGGUGGUCUUCGCGCUGGACUUCACCCGCCUCCACUCCUGCCUGCGCAUCUCCUGGGACAACUUCACCAUCGCCUUCGCCAUGCUGGCCACGCUCAUGUACGUGACGGCCUCCGUGGUCUACCCCGUCUACUUCCUGCGCUCCGAGUGCCCGGCCGGCGGCUGCGAGGUGCGCGGCUACCGCAUCGGCGUCACCGUCUGCUCCUGCCUCUGCGCCCUGGCGUACGCCGCCGAGGUCCUCCUCACCCGGGCCAAGCCGGGCCACGUGGUGGGCUACAUGGCCACCGUCUCGGGGCUGCUGAAGAUCGUCCAGGCCUUCGUGGCCUGCAUCAUCUUCGGGGCCCUGGUCAACGACAGCCAGUACGGCCGCCACAUCGCCACGCAGUACUGCGUGGCGGUCUACAGCUUCUGCUUUGCCGUGACGGUCAUCGUGGUGGGCGUGACGGUCUCCGGGCGGACGUCGGCGCUCCGGUGCCCGUUUGACCGGUUUGUGGUGAUCUACACCUUCCUGGCAGUCCUGCUGUACGUGAGCGCCGCCGUGAUCUGGCCCGUGUUCUGCUUCGACAAGAAGUACGGCCAGCCCAGCCGGCCUUCCGGCUGCCCCCGGGGGAAGUGCCCCUGGGACAGCCAGCUGGUGGUGGCCAUCUUCACCUACGCCAACCUCGUCCUGUACAUCGCUGACCUGAUCUACUCCCAGAGGAUCCGGUUCGUCUCCCAGACGCCCUGAGGGGCCCGGCUGCAGCCCCCAGGCUUCAAGCACCUCUCCUUUCUUCAUCUGACUGGGAAAAAAUAAACCCCUCCUUCCGAUCUCCCUAUCCCUACCACCUCAGGAGACAUCUUUCCCCAUCAGGCCUUAACUUGCUCCACCUCACAAAAUGCCAUUUUCUCUGCAAAAUUCUCGUGUGUCUUCUUGGCCUUGUCCUAAGCCCUUCCUCUUGUCUAUGUGCCGCUUUUGCCUGAAAGAGCCACUGCAAUUGAAUUGAUUGCUUAGGGUAUCGAUCUGACAAGAAUCACUCAGUCUGAGCCUCUUCUACCUCCUUCUUCCAGGUCCACGAAAUCUCAUUUUCUUCUCCUUGACUUACAUCCAAGCUUUCAAACUGCUUGCUAUGUCUCUGCAGUCAGAUGGAAUCCUGUGAUUUCAACAGCAGCAUUUAUCCAUCUUUGGCAUUGAGUAGAAUCACCUGGAAUGAUCCCUCCUUCCCCCUUCAUUAAAGAGCUAUCGCAUCUUCCGACACUCAGCUUGAGAUAAGAGUUGCUUUCAGCAUCCUUGGCAUGACUGAUGGCAACAUCACCCGUUGCGCUGCUUGAUCCCCAGGAGAGCAGAAUCCGAAUCGGCAACAGAAAGCCUCAUUCUGUGUUGACAAGUUGAUCUUACCGUGUUGAUCUCUCAGACUGAUGGCAGAAAUUCAUGUUCACUGUACUUCAGUCAACUUCCUCACUGUUGAGAGAGUAGCCCAGAAAAGCAGAAACUUUUCUUGUCAGAUUUGCAUUGUGAUUGCCUUAUUUAUUUAACUUAUUUUAGCAACAGAGCAUAAUUAAUUUAGUUUUUCCUUCCAAACUGGAAACAUGAACUGUAGGAUCAAGAAAGCAAAGCCUGUAAUGUACUAACUAGACUCUUGUUUUUGUGUCUGCUUCAUGAUCGCACAGAAAUAAGAUUCAGUAGUGUCAUAAACGACAAUGUAACAACUGUUUUGGAUGAUAGGGCCCAAACCCGUAACAGAUGAGUUAUUGAAAGCAGUCUUACUUAUUUGUGCACACUUAUUUUGUUUUCAUAACUACAGUAUUCUACAGAAUUGCUAUCAAAACUGAAAUAUUUUCCAUACCAAUUCCUGAGCUAAAAUCCCCCAGUUUCAGGUUUCUCAAUAAAAUACGGACAUUCAUCAAAGUUCUGAAAACACACCCCAUUCACACUGAGCUCAAAAUUGUGUGUACAUUUGCUAAUUUGCUCAUUUUACCUUCAAAGGAAACAGUUAUAUGUAUGAUGAAAGUUCUUUUAAAAAAUCAGACUUUUCAAUUAGUCCUGUGCAGGGAAAAUAGUCUCUCCCUCUUUUUUUUACGAAUUCACGUCAACAAGGGUUUGAUGAGAAUCUGUCCUGGGUUGUGUAGCAUUCCUAUUAUUUAUCAUCAAGUUAACCUCAUUUACCUGAUUUACCUAUCAAGGGCAAUUGAAUUUGGAGUCGCCUGUUCAAGGCUGUGUAUGAGAAAACAUCACAAUAAUACAGUAUUUUAUAAAUGUUAAACUUGCUUCAGAAUUCAGUGCAAGUCAUCCGCAGAUAUUACUUGACUCAGUGAAUUUGAUGCUGAGCUUUCAGCUUUCAGUAGUACUGUUCAGCUAUUUGAACUUACUGGAUACAUGUAACAUUAAAACCUUAGGUGUGUCAUUUCUUACGAACAGCCUGGAGUUUUGAAAUACUGCACUCAUUGCUUUUUGUAAUAAACAUUUUGCAUUUA